This is a messenger RNA of Paecilomyces variotii, 2925 nucleotides long. Its product is annotated as exo-beta-1,3-glucanase Exg0. NCBI's taxonomy places the organism in Eukaryota, Fungi, Ascomycota, Eurotiomycetes, Eurotiales, Thermoascaceae. The transcript has 2 exons. Bases 1 to 2925 code for a protein of 974 amino acids. The record is from RefSeq and is a predicted model, not a curated record.
AUGGCUAUUCUUCAGUCCACCAUGCUGUUUAUUGUGCAUAUUCUCCUCCUGCUGGGGCUUUCUACCUUCCUGGUGGACGCUGCUCCCAUGCCGCAGGCCAGCGCAUCCGCUGCGACAUCCGACUUCUGGGUUUCCACGAUCAAGCGCCAGGGUACUACUCCCUUCGGACAGAGUAACUACCAGGUGUACCGCAACGUGAAGGACUUUGGUGCUAAGGGUGAUGGCUCCACUGAUGACACCGAUGCCAUUAACAAGGCUAUCUCGUCUGGCAACCGCUGUGGAGAAAACUGCGACUCGUCCACUGUUACUCCUGCUCUGGUUUACUUCCCACCCGGUACCUACGUUGUCUCCAAGCCCAUCAUCGAGUACUACUACACGCAGAUGGUUGGUGAUGCGCUCGAUGUUCCCACUCUGAAGGCCGCUCCUGGAUUCCAGGGUAUUGCUGUUAUCGACGCCGACCCUUACAACAAUGACGGUUCCAACUGGUACACCAACCAGAACAACUUCUUCCGCUCUGUUCGCAACUUCGUUAUCGAUCUCACGGCUAUGCCUCAGGGCUCGGGAGCCGGUAUCCACUGGCAGGUUGCUCAGGCUUCCAGCCUGCAGAACAUUCGCUUCGAGAUGGUCAAGGGAGGCGGUGAUGCCAACAAGCAGAUGGGUAUCUUCAUGGACAACGGUUCCGGUGGCUUCAUGACCGACCUGACUUUCAACGGUGGAAACUACGGCAUGUUCUUGGGCAACCAGCAGUUCACCACCCGCAACAUGACCUUCAACGACUGCAACACGGCCAUCUUCAUGAACUGGAACUGGCUGUGGACCUUCAAGUCUCUCAACAUCAACAACUGCCAGGUUGGUCUCAACAUGUCGAACUCGCCCCAGAACCAGACUGUCGGAUCGGUCUUGAUCGCGGACAGCAAGCUCACCAACACCCCCAAGGGAGUGAUCACUGCUUUCACAACCGACAGCAUCCCUAUCGGCGGUGGUGCCUUGGUUCUCAACAACGUUGACUUCACUGGUUCCACUGUUGCUGUUGCUGGGCUUUCUGGCAACACUAUCCUUGCUGGUGGCUCUGUCAUCGACUCUUGGAUGCAGGGUAACACGUAUACACCCCAAGACGCUCAGCUGUCGAUCUCUCUCAAGGCUAGAGCCGAGCCCCCCAAGGUGCGACGUGAUGUUUGUAUCGCCCGUCCUCCGCCAUCCGCUCAACCCCCUGCUCCUGAGUCUGAAGCUCCUGCUCCUGCCCCUGCUUCUACCCAAGCUCCGGCUCCAGCCGCUCCAGCUCCAGCUUCUUCUGAAGCGCCAGCUGCUCAGCCGUCAGUCGCUGUGUCUCAAGCACCAGCCCCAGUUUCUGUUCAGACAUCUGCGGCUCAAGCUCCUGCUCCUGUUUCUUCUGCCAUGUCUCAGGUCCCCGCCGCUCAGCCUGCGUCUUCCUCUUCUGCCUCUCCCGCAGCCCAGAGCCAGCAGCCUGCCGAGGGCUCCGCCUCGGGAGCAGCCAGCACGAGCGCAGCAGCCUCCGCUUCUGGCUCUGCUAUUCCCUCUGAGGAGCCCAAGAUCGGCAUUUCUCUCUCCCUUGGUCUUGGUGGCGGAUCAUCUACACCAACGGCUGCUCCAAGUGUUCCCGCCCUUUCAUCUAUCCUGCCUAUCCCCACUGCUAGCAGCACCACCAACGCUGGUCAGUGCGCUGCUUCGCCUGUCGUGAAGUCUCGAUCGCAAGCCAAGGUGUCCACUUCACAGUUCCCCAAGGAACUUCUUGACAGCCAGGGCAAUGUGUUCGAGCGCUCCAAACCUCAGUACGAGACCGUUCCCGCUUCCUCCUUCGUCAGUGUCAAGUCUGCUGGCGCCAAGGGUGAUGGCAGCACCGAUGACACGGCCGCUAUCCAGAAGGUUUUGGACAGUGCAACAGAGGACCAGAUCGUUUACUUCGACCAUGGUAACUACAUCAUCACCUCGACCCUGAAGGUCCCCAAGAACAUCAAGAUCACCGGUGAGAUCUGGCCUGUCCUGAUGGCAUCUGGCAAGGCCUUCUCCGACGAGAAGAACCCGAUCCCCAUGAUCCAAGUUGGUCAGGCCGGCGAUGUUGGUUCGGUGGAGCUUUCUGAUCUCGUCAUUUCGACUAAGGGCCCUGCUCCUGGUGCUAUCCUGAUGGAGUGGAAUGUGAAGCAGGCCACUCAGGGAUCUGCAGGCAUGUGGGAUGUUCACUUCCGUGUUGGUGGCACCGCUGGCACUGAGCUUCAGGACAACAAGUGCGCAAAGGACCCCAAGUCUACCGUUACGCCCAAUCCUGAGUGCUUCGGUGCCUUCAUGCUGAUGCACGUCACCAAGGAUGCUACUCUGUACAACGAGAACAGCUGGUACUGGGUCAGUGACCACGACCUUGACAGCUCCAGCCACAACCAGGUCAGCAUCUUCAACGGCCGUGGUGUCUUGCUGGAGAACCAAGGUCCUGUCUGGAUGUACGGUACCGCUUCGGAGCACAGCCAGUUGUACAACUACCAGAUCGCCAACGCUAAGAACGUCUACAUGGCUCUGAUCCAGACGGAGACGCCGUACUACCAGAGCAACCCUAACGCGUUGACGCCUUUCACCCCCCAGACGUCCUGGAACGACCCGGAUUUCUCCACAUGCACGACUAACUCCUGCCGCAAGGCCUGGGGUGUGCGCGUCUUCGGGUCUUCUGACAUCCACGUCUUUGGCGCUGGUAUUUACAGCUUCUUUGACAACUACGGCCAGACCUGUCUGGCUGGCGAGUCCUGCCAGGAGAACAUUGUCCAGGUUGACUGCUCCGACGUGCACUUUUACGGGUUGAGCACCAAGGCUAGCACCAACAUGGUGACUUCCUCGAGCGGUAAAGCUCUUGUCCCGCAAAUCGAAAACGUGAGCAACUUCUGCUCAACCAUUGCGCUAUUCCAGCAGUCAGCGCAGUGA